AUGAGUUCGACGAGAUACGACCGACAAAUGCGCUUAUGGGGAGAAAACGGUCAGAAGUUACUCUCGUCCGCGAAAAUUCUGGUCUUGGACGCCGGGGCGACGAGCGCGGAAGCGGCGAAGAAUCUCAUCUUGGGUGGAAUCUCGCAACUGACGAUGUGCGAUUCGCCGAAACGGAUGGUGGAAGAGAGAGACUUGGGGAAUAACUUCAUGACGAGUUUGAGUUUUGAAAAAGGGGACGAGGACGAGGGAGAUGAUGAUGCGAACGAUGAUGCGUUGGUUUUAGAACGGACGAAGAGAAUAAAAAGGGGCGACAUGGUGUGCAAACACUUGAAAUUGUUGAACCGAAACGUAGAGGUGAACUUUUGGGAGGAAGAUCCGAGAGAGAUGAUUGAACGGUUUCGACGAGGCGAAGAAGACAAAGAAGAAGACAAAGAAGAACUUCGUCACCAUCGAUUGCAAGAUUUCGAUGUGAUACUCGCGUCGCAGUUGGACGAACCGACGAUGAUUAAACUCGACGACAUUUGUCAAAAGCUAGGGAAAAAGUUGUUGACGCUGCGGUCGAACGGAUGUUUCGGGACGGUGAAGAUAUCCGGGGCGAAGACGCACUGCGUAGUCGAGGCGAAACCGGAAAAUCGAAAAAUGGAUUUACGGUUGAGCGAGAGCGGCGUGUUUACAGAGUUAGAGGAGUUUGCGGAGAAGUUUGAGGAUUUGGAGGCGAUGGACGAGCAGAGGUUCGCGCACGUGCCGUGGGCGGUUUUGUUGCUCGUGGCGAAGAAAAGGUUCGACGAGAAGCAAAGGCAGACAUUAGAAGACGGCGAUUAUGAGGCGCAGAAGCAGUUCAAGGAGUUUUUGAAAUCCAUGCGAAGGACGAAAACGGAGCUGAACUUUGAAGAGGCGUUGGAGAACGUGAGGAUGGCGUGGCAGAAACCGGAUGUGCCGGAGAACGUUUCGGAGUGUUUUGAAAAGUUGCCGAGGGAAUUUCGAAGCGUUACUGAGGAAGGAGAUGGAGUAGUGAUGAUGGACACAGAGACGACGCUAUCCUCUUCGGACGUAGUAUCGAUAACGGACGUAGGAGCGAGCGAUGUGAGCACAAAGUUGUUUUGGAUCUUUGUCGCCGCGUUGGAAGAGUUUACGAAAAGGAACAAAAAGUUUCUCCCGUUGGACGCGGGCGCGUUGCCGGACAUGACGUCAACGACGGAUGCAUUCGUCGGACUUCAAAGAGUGUACCUCGAGAAGGCACAAAAGGACCAACGCGAGAUGUUGCGCAUCGUUAAAGAAACGAUCGUUCCCAAUUUGAAGACGACGACGAGAUCCAACGAUAAUAAUAGUACCAGUGUUCGUCACGGGAGCAAAAUCGUCGACGUUAUCGAGAAGGACGUGGACGAAAAGCAGCUGGAAGAGUUUUGCAUAAAGUUUUGCAAAAACGCGCGCGAUAUUCGAUUCGUCUCCUUCACGUCGCUCGCAGACGAACGCGACAUUUGGAGGUGGGAGAACAAACCAGAACACGAAGGCAAGAAGGCGCAAGUAGCCUCCUUCCUAGCCGUCGACAGUCCGCAACGCGUGUGCGCGUAUUCCUACGCGCUUUUGCGCGCCUCGGACGCGUUCGAGGCAAAAUUGUGUCGAAAAGCCGGCACAUACGCGCCCGAAGAAGGCGUCGAUAACGUCGUCGCCUCCUCGGGAACGGAAAAAGGCAAAUCGAUGCUCUUCCAUCGCAUGACGAGCGACUGCGCGGAACUUCGCGCGCUCGUCACCAAAAAUUUAGAAGCCGCCAUGUUCCAAUCCUUCUCCACGUCCACUUCCCCGACGAAAAUGGACGUCGUAGAAAAACCACCCUCCGAUGACGCCGACGCCGUAAACGACGACGGUGGAAAUGGUUCAAACAACAUAAAAGCUGCCAAAGCCGAAGAGGCUGGUAAAUUCUUGGAACGGCUCGCCUGGGAAGUCGUUCGCUCUCAAGGCGGCGAAAUCCACGCCGUCGCCUCCGUCGUCGGCGGCGUCGCCAGUCAAGAGGCGAUUAAACUCAUCACCGGACAGUUCGUUCCGAGUCACGGGAGGGUGUGCGUCCACUUAGCCGACGGGAGCAGCGCCGUCCUUCCUUAG
Messenger RNA from Bathycoccus prasinos, 2100 nucleotides. RefSeq lists its product with no specific name. Gene Ontology annotation, biological process: protein neddylation. Lineage: Eukaryota; Viridiplantae; Chlorophyta; Mamiellophyceae; Mamiellales; Bathycoccaceae. The coding region runs from base 1 to 2100 and encodes 699 amino acids. Gene Ontology annotation, molecular function: NEDD8 activating enzyme activity. The transcript has a single exon. Gene Ontology annotation, cellular component: cytoplasm. The record is from RefSeq and is a predicted model, not a curated record.